UCAAGCUUUACACUCAAAAAUCCAGGAUUGCCAUCGAGAGCGCAGUCGCAUUGUGAUCUGAAUUUGCGAAUAUUUUUGCGACUUCACCUUUCUUCCAGUUUUGAUUUUGAUUGAAUAUUUGUUAGGACUUUUGGGCAUCAUGGGUGGUGGCGGUCACGGCCCGCCUGGCGUCGGCCAUGAUGUGUGGGGCAACAUGGCGCACUUUCGAGGGGUGAUCACCCAUUCUCUGUCGCCCUUCGAGCAGCGAAUAUUCGCCGGAUGGAUAAGCCAUGGAGUCCCUAAUACUAUUCGCCGUAUCAAAGGACAGUUUUUCCGAAUUGGAAUCCCUUUCUUUAUCGGAUACGCUAUUUACGACUGGGCGGAAACGACUCAUACAAAGUUGGUACGAAAGGAUCCCAAGUUUUACGAGCAUGAGUACGCAGAAUACUUAGCCUCUCCCGAGCAUGCUGAAUACCUCAAGAAGAAAGCCCAAGAAGAAGCUGCAGAACUGAAAUCCAAGAAGAAGUAAAUACGGUUUUUCUUUGCUCCGUGCAAGCUUAUUGUGGAUAACGUAGCAAGGAUGACCAGUGUUAUGUGAACAAUAGUUGGCAUUUGGAUGGCGAUCUUUUUGACUGCCAGUGUGCGUGUGCUUAUUAUAAGGUAUUGUUUGUAAAAAAAGUUAAGUAACGUAUUUAGCGGCAGAAUGUAAUAAAUAACAUUGGCUAAUCAGA
Molecule: messenger RNA, 710 nt
Organism: Paramacrobiotus metropolitanus
Lineage: Eukaryota; Metazoa; Tardigrada; Eutardigrada; Parachela; Macrobiotidae
Product: cytochrome b-c1 complex subunit 8-like
Exons: 2
Coding region: 140-508 (122 amino acids)
Biological process (GO): mitochondrial electron transport, ubiquinol to cytochrome c
Source: RefSeq, a predicted model, not a curated record